Molecule: messenger RNA, 1326 nt
Organism: Danaus chrysippus (African queen)
Lineage: Eukaryota; Metazoa; Arthropoda; Insecta; Lepidoptera; Nymphalidae
Source: the annotation of a GenBank genome assembly
AUGACUGUCUACUUGACUAAGGCGAUGAUGUCCAAAUUAAAUAAGGUGUCGUAUCCUAAUAUGAAUACACCAGAUGACGAUAAUAAUAGUGACCACUGGGAUAAACUUACUAUGGACAGUAAAGUAGGCUUAAGACUAUCAAAAGAAAUGAUAUGCAGAGUUUGUGCAAGGAAUGGAUGUUUACCACUAAGUACAAAAAUUUAUGAUUGUGAUAUAAUGGGAGCGAUUCGUAGUCUCACUAAUAUAAAUAUAAAUGCUGAUGAUUCAUUGCCUAAAUACAUAUGUUCAGAAUGUCUGGAGUCUCUCAAAGUUGCCAUGAGGUUCAAAAAGAACUGUGAAUUGUCCGAUAAGAAGUUUAGAAAGAUACUGAAUCCUAUGGGUGAUCCCCUACUUCACUCAUAUCCAUAUUCAAAACAUGACUUUCAACUUAUAUUACAUCAAAUGAAAUUAAAAAGAAUGGAAUCAGAACAGAAAGCGGAAAAAGAAAGAAGGAGAAGGGAGAGACUGUUACAGAAGAAGGAUCCUAAAAAUAAAGAAUUCAAAUGUUCACCAUGUGAUAUGAUUUUUCCAACAAAGGACAAGUUAGUGCUGCAUCGCCGCGAACGGCAGUGUACGAGGCGAGCCUGCGACAUCUGUGGACAACUUGUUCGUAGUAUAGCGCAACACAUGCGGCACAAUCACGAACAGGGUCUGCUGCACAAAUGUACUACCUGCGGCAAGGAGUUUCCUAUUGUAGCCAGGCUCAAAAACCACAUGUUGGUACAUACAAACACUUUCAACUUUUUCUGCGACCUGUGCCCAUAUAAAUCGAAGCACAAAUAUUACCUGGUGAUGCACAUGAGAACCCACACCGGUGAGAAGCCGUACAAAUGUGCCCAGUGUCCAGCGACCUUCGUCAAUCCAUCCAACCUGAAUAAACAUAAACUUACACACCAGGAAAAACAGUUCAAAUGUAUGCUCUGUGAGAAAGCUUUUCGGACCGGCACAGCUUUAUGGGAACAUCACGACGCGAAGCAUAUGAACAUAAAACACACAUGCACAUACUGCGGACGGGACUUCUGUUAUAAAUCUGAUCUACGAAAACACGAAAUCAGGAACCACAAUCGCGUGAAACGAGAUUACAUUGGAGGUGAGCCGACUUACAAACAAGUGGAAAGGUUGCAGAAGAUUCAAGAAGACGAAAUGGAAAAGUGGAGACAGCAACAGAUAACUGAACCUAACUUCAUGAGUGUACCGGACCCUAAAGAUUUUGUACAGCAUAAUAUGUAUGUCUCAGAUGUAGGGCCUAUCAUACAACCCCUUGUGGAUCUUGACUUGUGGUGUUGA